This is a messenger RNA of Cyprinus carpio (common carp), 5764 nucleotides long. Its product is annotated as EH domain-binding protein 1-like. The coding region runs from base 429 to 4751 and encodes 1440 amino acids. The transcript is spliced from 17 exons. Gene Ontology annotation, molecular function: protein binding. The record is from RefSeq and is a predicted model, not a curated record. Lineage: Eukaryota; Metazoa; Chordata; Actinopteri; Cypriniformes; Cyprinidae.
UGCAUAGCCUACUCUUCCCACCUACUCUUGCACUUCUACAUUUACUUUCAUCAGUUCACUGUCAGACAGCUGCUUUUUAGAGACAUCUCGUAUCGCGUGAAGCUCCACGACAUGAAGCGAUAAAGUCCCCCUGGAUUUUUUUUUACGCACAAAUGUUGUUAUUUGUUAGUUAAGGCAACUAAUUCUCUCGCUCUGGCGUGUAACGUGAUGCAGUAGUUUCCGUAAAUGGUCUUUACACGAUGGCGACAGUUCAGUGGUUCAGAGCCGCAUGAGGUGCUGCUCGUGCUCCUCAGCAGGAACAUUUCACUUCACGAGCCACUUGACAGCCAUCUAUUUGAGUAGUUUUUACUUUUUGUUCAGUGGCGGGACUGUAAAAAUCUCAUUUCCAUGCGUCUGACUUUCGCGGAUACUGCAUUUUCUCCAGAAGAAUGACUUCAGUGUGGAAAAGAUUACAAAGAGUUGGCAAAAAGGCCACUAAAUUUCAGUUCGUGGCUUCGUAUCAGGAACUUGUUCUGGAAUGUACAAAGAAAUGGCAACCAGACAAACUGAGAGUGGUGUGGACACGGAGGAACAGACGCAUUUGCUCAAAGCUUCAUGCCUGGCAGCCAGGCAUCAAAAACCCCUACAGGGGAAUGGUGGUAUGGCCCGUACCUGAGAACGUGGACAUUACCGUCACACUCUACAGGGACCCACAUGCGGAUGAGUUUGAAGACAAAGAGUGGACAUUUUUCAUUGAGAAUGAGACAGCGAAGGGCAGUCGGAAAGUUCUGGCGUCUGUGGACUUGAACAUGAAGAAGUUUGCCAGUGCCACACACUCACAGACGGACCUGAUGCUCAAAAUGAAGCCUCUGUCGGUUAAGGUGGUGGAGGCCACACUGAAGCUCUCCUUAUCCUGUGUGUUCCUCAAGGAGGGGAAAGCUACGGAUGAGGACAUGCAGAGUCUCGCCAGUCUGAUGAGUGUAAAGCCAACGGACAUUGGGAACCUAGAUGACUUUAAUGAGAGUGACGAAGAAGAGGAUAAAAGAUCUAGUACUGGUGUUAAUCUCAGUACUGCAGCUCCAGCACCCCACCUUCCUCUUCGACCAGCACACUCCCAAGAAAAGAGACCUGCAUCUCUUAAGAGUCCUUCAGCAAUAGUCAUUGGUAAAGAGAGACCUACUGGUUGUGUCCUCUCACGCCCAGUGUCUGGCAGUGUUCAUAACCCUGACCUGACAUCACAUCCACCUUUACCCACCCGGCCCAGUCCAACCCCUCGCACCAUGCCCUCACCCGCCCGCUCCAGACCACCACGUCCACCACCCAUUGCCCAGCCACAGGCCCCAUCUGACUCCCACACAGAGCAAAAUACUUCUGGUUCGCCCCCUCCAGCAUUACCCAAAAUCUUCCAGCCGUCCCCCGGCUCAGCUCCUGUGUCCUUUCAAAGAAGACUGUCGGGCUCCGAGGCCCCUCUGGAGGGUCCCACGACCUCCGACUAUCCUCUGCUCAAACUCCCUCGGGCUUCUCCUUCUUCUCCUUCUGAUCCCUUCCUCUCUCACUCUCCUUCUUCUCCCACUAUGCUCCUGAAAGUAUCCACACAGCUAAAUGAACAGAUGAUGGCGGUUUCUACAUCUCCCUUCUUCAGUGUUCCUCUAAAUGAAUCUGUGACCCCUGUUCCUUUGCUGAGCAGACCAGAUCUUGAAGCUCUGUGUGAAACAUCUUGCACUUCUAGUGAACUCCCCAAGUCACCUCUACCUCCCUCUGUCCCCGUCUCUUACCCCAUUAGCAAACCCCUACCUGCCUCUUUUAACCCAGCAGCUGUCUCUUCCUCUACCCCUUCUCUUGCACUGUCAACCACUGAUGCCCACACAGCUGCUCCCUGCUGUCCAUCUCAAUCUUCUUCUGCUCGCUCAGAGAUACCCAGGGAGCUCAACACACUUACAGAGGAGGAUCAAACAAAUCCAUUUCUACAAGAUUUACUUGCUGAAGAAACGAAGAACUCAGAGCUCAAAUCAGACCAGUGUAGCUCAUCUCGGACUAUAUGCAGCAUUAGCAUUGCUAAUAAACAAUCUCCUUCCUCCCUCCAUCAACCUGAAACCAUCAGCACUGAAAGAAAAGAGCUCAAACCUGCCAUGGCUGUAAAAAGUCUUGGGCCUGUUGGCAAGUCAUCAUUGGACACUUUUGGAGUACAGCCUGUGGAAGCUUCAAGAUCUGAGGAACUGGACAUUAGAACUGUCCCUCCACACCCAUUCUCAGCUCCAGCAACAACACCUCCCUCAUCAGUGGUUUCCACUCACAUGGAGAAAAAUCUAGUUUUUAUAGCAGAGAAACCACCAUUGGCUGAGGAAGAACCAGAUUUUAAAGUGGCCGAUUUCGAUCAAAUUAUCAUAGCCUCUCAACCCAUUAAAGAUGUUACUGUUGGCAAACGCCCUGAGAAAGAACCACUCAAAAUUGACAUUGAACAGCCAGUGCAGUCCAGUCUGGUUCAAACCUUUUCAAUAACCGAUAGUGACUUAAUAAAGCAACCAGAAAACACAAAAAUUGAAUCAGCAGGGGAAGUUUCUCCAAAAGAGGAACCGAAUGUGCAGAAUGCAAAGGGUGCUCUGCUUUGUGGUGACCUCAACAAGUCAGACGAAGACAAGAUAAUAGAGAAAUUUGCCUCAGCUGUGGUAAUCCCUACAGAACACAAUAUCCCCAACAUUUUAUCCAGCUCAUCACUUCUAAAGCAAGAACCUACAGAUAUUCCCAGGGAAAAAAGUCAAGUGUGGGUGGAAGAAGUCCUUGCAUCUAAGUCCGACAGUAGUUUGAGAGAGAAGCAGUCCCAUAAGGAUAAUCUGGACAAGGGUUUAACAAUUGUGGAAAGUCAAAAUGAAAUGGCCUUAACUCCACCUGUUAGCCCCAAAGGAGCUUCCCCUGAUAUAUCAGAUCUGCCCAAAGAGUUUCCUUUCAUUCAUCCCCAGUCCCUGGAGCCCAAAGUCCUUAAAUGCAUCUCAGAACAAACUCCAACAGUCAGUCAUACAACAAAACCAGAGCUGAUUGUGAAGGAGUCAGAAAACACAGUGUUAACACAGAAGAGUGUGGAGGUCCAUUCACUUGCCCAAGCAGAAGUGCUUAUAUGGAGUUCUCUGGAAGAGAAAGUAAAAAAUCAGGACGAUGAAGCAAGGGAUGAGGAAAUAAAUAAGCACAAAAUACCUGACAAGAUGCCAAAAGACGAAAAUAAAGCUGAAAUAUCCUCAAAAAAAUCUUUAGAAGCAGGCGAAGAAAAAGCCGUUAUCCAAGUCAAGGAUGCUAAGAAUCUCAGUUUAAAUAAACCAGAUUCCCAACAGCCAAUACCCUCCAUUGUCCUUAAACCACAUCCAGCUCAGACUAUUAAGGAGAAGAAAAUAGAAGCUGUUAAAGUCAGUAUACCCAUCCAUAUGAACCCUCUACUUCCUGUGAUCUCCCCUGCUAUUGCUGUAACAAAAGAGGACAAAAGAACUUCAGUGCAUCUGGAGGAAAUUUGCCCUCUAAUGCCCAACAUGUCUCUGGAUACAGAGUCUGAUGGAAAUGGUUUAAGGAAAAAGGUCACAUUUGAGGAAGACAGUGUGUUAUGGGCUGCGGUCGAAGAGAAAACAAAAGAAAAAAGUGAAGAUGUUGUUAGCAUGAGCAAGUUGAUUCCAGAAAAAGAGGUCCUGGAUAGGGGCCAAAGUGGACAAGAAACAUCAGAAACCAAGCUUAAGGAGCAAAAGGAUUCCUUUACCCACCACAAACUAGAUAAAAAUGCUAACCAGAGGGAAGAUAAUAAAGAGAAGACCACUAAAGAGGAAGAUUCAGAUGAAAAGAUGCCGCAAACUGGCAGUAAUACUAUUUGGGCAACUCAAGCUGGACCUAAAGAAGAUCUGAAGACUGUUGGUGUCUGUUCAGGAACUGGACUUGGUCUUGAGCUUGAUGUAGGAACAGACAGAAACGUGGCCACUUGCAUACAGGAACAUGACUCAGUUUCUGACCAGAAAGAAGUAUCUGUAGGCUUCAUACAGGGGAUUUUCGGUGUUCUGUAUAAAGGUUAUGAGACCAUGACAUCAAUACUACAGCAGCCAAGCACAACAGAAACCGAUGUUAAAGAUGACAAGAUUUUGGAUGAUCAAGAUGGAUCUGUGGUCGAAAUUCUCCCUCCCGAGGUCUUCUCUGACACCAAAAUUGAGCAUCCAACCGACGAUGAGCCCCAGAAAUCAAUAAUCCAGGAUUUCUUACCUUCUGGCGAGUUACAGAUAGAUAUUCAGACCUCCGAGCCUGUGGCCAUGAGCUUGGUGGAGUGUUUGAAACUGGCUGCCAGAGAAACUCAAAGCGGAUCUAUGAACUUCAAGACCCAGGAUAAAGGAAGCCCUUCUAAACAAAAAACAGCAAUUGAGCAAACCCAAAUACUGACACCAAUAGGAAAUGACAAAUACAUGAAGGUGGAAUUGAUGUCUGAGAGCGUGAUAUCAAAUGAAAAAAAGAAUGAAGAGCCAUGCUUACCUCUGGAGGAAGAAGAAGACAUAACUGCUAAGAAAGAUGUGCAAAACCUCAGCUAUGUUGAAACAGAUCAUCUGGUGACUGAGGUAGACUUUGAGAAAAUAAAAAUACAUGAAAGCCCAAAAAGAAAUGGACAUGAAGAAUUUCUGCCUGGCAAGAUAACAGCAGCAGAUUUAAGGCCAAUGGCGGAGUCGGAGGGUUCACAGGAGGAGCUGGAAUUUGAACUAGGUCAGGAAGACUUAGGAACAGUGUGGUCUGCUGAGCUAUAUAUGGAUGGAGGGUAAGUGCAAGGGACAUCACCUCUGCCUGCACUGCUUCUCAUUUUUAUGACCCUCUUUACACAGACAGCAUGAUUUUGUCAGUGUUCUGUCUGGCUGACAUUCAAACAUUCUAGUUGUUUCUUUACGUUAUUCAUGUGUGUCUGAGACGAGGGCUGGUGGAGUCUGCAUUUGGCAUCAAGCGGUGCAUUUAAAGUCUCCUGUGUCCUGUGGCCGACAAGUCUUCUAAGUGAUGGGUUGGGAUACACUACUAUUCAAAAAUUUGGGGUCAAGUAAGGCAAUUUUUUAAAGUAAUUAGUAUGUUUAUUCAGCAAGGCUGCAUUAAAUUGAUCAAAAGAAAGGGUUGAGGUAGUUAUGAUGUUUCAAAUGAUUUCUGUAUCAAAUUAAUGCUGUUCUAUUUCUGUUCAUCAAAAAUCCUGAAAAUAUUAAGCAGCACAACUGUUUUCAACACUGAUAAUAAUAAGAAAUGUUUCUUGAUUGCCAACUUAGCAUAUGUGAUUAAUUUUGAAGGGUUAUGUGACUGAAGACUAGAGUAAUGGCUGCUGAAAAUUCAGCUUUGCCUUUACACUAAUAAAUUACAUUAAAAUAUAUUUGAAAAGAAAAUAAUUAUUUUAAAUUAUAAUAAUUGUAAUAAUUUUUGAUCAAAUAAAUGCAGCCUUGAUGACCUCUUAUUAAAAAUUUUUGAAAAAUCUUACCAAACCCAUUUAUUUGAGAUGUAGUGUAUAUAUUAUGAGCAUGAAACAUAUUGUGUUGGUUCCUGUUGUAUUGAUUCUGGGCUCUCUGUGGUUUUUCAAAAAGGACUAAACAGCAGCUUGUUUGUCACUGCUGCUGCAAGCUUGCAAAAGUUGUUAGCAGAAAACAUUACACAUUGACAGUGGGCUAACGCUGCUGUAGCCCCCUGCUGGAACUGAUUGUGCUAUUUUCACUUAAUUGCAUUUUUACUGAAAAACCUUUGCAUGCUAUAAUAACCAAAUUGGUAAGGUGCAGCAUUUUGAUCUCAUGUUCUGGUGUUCCAUUUC